Molecule: messenger RNA, 1503 nt
Organism: Echinococcus granulosus
Lineage: Eukaryota; Metazoa; Platyhelminthes; Cestoda; Cyclophyllidea; Taeniidae
Exons: 2
Coding region: 1-1503 (500 amino acids)
Source: RefSeq, a predicted model, not a curated record
AUGGGUCAAUGUUCUUCCACUUCAAAUAGGUUUUUCGGCAAGGCCUGCCAAUGGACAGAGAGUGAAAUGCUCUCCGAGCCAUCGAGUAGCCAACUCUCGGACCCCGAGGAGGUGUUACUGUCACCUGCUUCGCCUCACAGGAACUUAAUCAAAAAGGAUCUGUCUGCAGGCGAUACUCAGAACGCGACCAAACCCAACCCCGAUGAUAUGGACUUUCUGGAAUUGUUUGACGAUGAGGUAAAGGUUCUCAGUGGUCUGGCAAAUCUGGAAAUGGAUCUACUCAAAGGAAAUUCAGUAGCCGUUGGUAGAGACGACUUAAUUUGCCUACUCAUGCAGGAGUCUCAUCGUCUCGCUGAAGAGCAACGAAUAGCUAGAAGAAACUGCCUCCAGAAUUGCAACGACCGCGGCUCCUUGACUUCUAUGGAUGGGCUAAGAUUAGUCACAAAACUGCUGCUACGCUUGCAGAACAGCGGCGGAGAUGUCUCACGCGAAAGGCAGCACUGCAGAAAGACGGAAUCCAGCAUUGAUUCGGGCCUGGACGAAGAUGUACAUGCUUCUAUUGCCAGUGCCGUCGAAUACAGUGCCUCUGCAACGCUAGAGGGGAAGAAUGAAUGUGAACCAGGAAAGAUUCUUGGAUUUAACGAGGAGGAGGGAAAGGAAGUCAUACUCCAAGGGUUUUUGGAUGAUUUGGAGAAAUUCGACGGUGUUGGAAUUGAAAAUGACGCUGAAGUUUGCCUAAAGCGAUUUCCUCCACCCACCACAGUAUUGAGCGGUUUACGACGCAACAAGAUGUCCCUUCAUUUAUUUGGCACAUCCCGCCUCCAUGAGGAGUUGAAACUGCGCCCGAUGACCACUAAAACACGUGUCUGUGGUCAUCAGAACCAGCGACAGUCUCAGUGCAGUUCCACCCGACUACCCUACUACCCUGUGCACUACAAAUUCUGGACACUGAUGGACGAGACCUUGCUGAAGUGCUUCAACAACAACAUGGACCGCCGCAUCCUCGCCACUUGCCGACGUUCUCAUUGCUUGGUGCAAUUGCUCACCCCAGUGCGCAAGAAUGCAAACGGCAUAUCUGUCCAACAAAUCAGUAUCCAAGCGCCAUCAUUGGGCGCUUUGGAACGCUGUUGCUCCAUUCUCGACGACGUGUUUCCACAAUUUAAUGCAAGCAUUACGCUGCGUGGGCGCGGGAGCAGCAACACUACAACGAUAGAAUCGAAGGCGGGGGAGGUGGGGAUAGAGGAGGCAACAGUGACGGUCUCGGGGAUGUCACCGGUAUUGGCUGGAGGAGCGGUUGUCGAGAUGGCGACGGAGCAACAUGCGGAUAGUGGUAGAUGUCCUCGGUACAGAGGUAUCUCACGAUCCUCCGCUUCCUUCACCUCCUCCACCGCAGUUCAUCGCCAUCGUCAUCCCGCUUGCAAGCACAAAGGGGAAGGUCUGAUUGGCUAUAUCAUUUCGGAGAUGAAGAAGAAUGAGGGACAAGUUGCUGCUGAGGCCUAUUAA